AUGUCCGCUGCGCAUGCGGGAGUCUUCGGCACGUGGCUCGCGCGUGGUCCCCACGUGUUCUUGAGAGGUCAGAGGGUUUCCGUCAAGGAGCGCGCCUUCAGCGGAUGGUCAGGGGAAGGUCAGCGGGGGGCGGCAACGCGCGCGGAAAGGGGAGGCGGAGUCAGCCAGCGGAGCGACAGAGGCGGCAAGCGCGGCAAGCCCAGGGAAAAUGCAUCCCGCGGCGGAGGCGGGGGCCGCCAAGAUGUGGCCGGCAGACGGGGAAGCUCGAGCAGCGAGAGGGCGGGGAAACGCGGCGGCAGGGGGGGAAUGGACAGUAGCGCGGGCACCUGGGGGGAAGUGGGGAGGCGGGAAGAGGGGGGGGAAGGAAAGGCGCAAGUGGGGGACAGGGAUGGGGAAGCUGUCGGUCGAGAAAGCGCGCGGGAUAAUCAUCCGCAGGGGGACGGCGGGCAUGCAAGGGGCCUAGAAGGCGGAGGAGAGGGGGAUGGGGAGAUGGGGGGAGACAAAGUGAGGGGAGAGGCGAGAGAGCAUGGGGAUGAGUGGCGGAGGGAGGGCGGGGAGGGGCGGAGCGGGAGGGGCAGCAGGGGCAACAUCAUUGACGAGGUUGCGGCAGCAAUGGAAAAACCCCCUGCGCGCGUGAUUCUGAAGCGCGGGCGCGCAGCCCUGUUCGCGUCCGCGAGCCCCGCCCCGCUGGUGUUCUCAGGCGCCGUGGACUGCGUGCUGGGGCGGCCCCCGCCCAAGGCAGGCGACCUCGUCGUGCUCGCCGCGCGCAGGGGGGAGCAGGCGCGCGCAGGGGCAAAGGGGGAGGGGGAUGUGGGCGGGGGAGGGGAAGCGGGGGAGGGAGGGGGGGGAGGGGCGUCAGGGGAGUGGUCGCGGGGAGUGGCAGUGGCGUGGGGGGUGUUCAACCCCACGUCCAUGUACCGCGUGCGCAUCAUGCAGACCCUCUCAGAUGCGCAAAGGUGA
Molecule: messenger RNA, 960 nt
Organism: Closterium sp. Naga37s-1
Lineage: Eukaryota; Viridiplantae; Streptophyta; Zygnematophyceae; Desmidiales; Closteriaceae
Source: the annotation of a GenBank genome assembly